Messenger RNA from Dipodomys spectabilis (banner-tailed kangaroo rat), 1963 nucleotides. It is a transcript of the gene Idua, whose product is annotated as alpha-L-iduronidase. NCBI's taxonomy places the organism in Eukaryota, Metazoa, Chordata, Mammalia, Rodentia, Heteromyidae. Gene Ontology annotation, biological process: carbohydrate metabolic process. The transcript is spliced from 13 exons. The record is from RefSeq and is a predicted model, not a curated record. Gene Ontology annotation, molecular function: L-iduronidase activity. The coding region runs from base 280 to 1845 and encodes 521 amino acids.
CCUCCUAGCCACCAACCGUGCCCUGUCUGUCCUUUCUGCAGCCCCCCUCUGCCCCACAGCCAGGCUGACCGCUAUGACCUCAGCUGGGACCAGCGGCUGAACCUCGCCUACGUGGGCGCCGUCCCUCACGGUGGCAUCAGGCAGGUCCGCACACACUGGCUCCUGGAUCUUGUCACAGCCAGGAAGUCAUCUGGGCAGGACCUGAGCUACAACUUUACCCACUUGGACUCCUACCUGGAUCUCCUCGAGGAGCACCAGCUCCUCCCUGGUUUUGAGCUGAUGGGCAGCCCCUCGGGACACUUCACUGACUUUGAGGACAAGCAGCAGGUGUUUGAGUGGAAGGACCUCGUCUCUCUCCUGGCCAGGAGAUACAUAGGGAGAUACGGACUGGCACAGGUUUCCAAGUGGAAUUUUGAGACCUGGAAUGAACCGGAUCACCAUGACUUUGACAACGUGUCCAUGACCGCACAAGGCUUCCUGAACUACUAUGACGCCUGCUCCGAGGGCCUGCGAGCGGCCAGCCCUGCCCUGCGGCUGGGCGGCCCUGGCGACUCCUUCCACCCCCUGCCUCGAUCGCCGCUGUGUUGGAGCCUCCUGGGUCAUUGUGCUAACGGCACCAACUUCUUCACUGGGGAGGUGGGCGUUCGGCUGGACUACAUCUCCCUGCACAAGAAGGGCUCAGGCAGCUCCAUCGCCAUCCUGGAGCAGGAAGUGGCCGCCGUGCAGCAGAUACAGCAGCUCUUCCCCAAGUUCAAGGACACCCCCAUCUACAACGACGAGGCAGACCCACUGGUGGGCUGGUCUGUGCCACAGCCUUGGCGGGCAGACGUGACCUAUGCAGCCAUGGUGGUGAAGGUCAUCUCACAGCAUCAGAACCUCCUGGUUGCCAACUCCAGCUCCUCCUUCCGGUACGCUCUCCUCAGCAACGACAAUGCCUUUCUCAGCUACCACCCGCACCCGUUCUCCCAGCGCACACUCACGGCGCGCUUCCAGGUCAACAACACCUGCCCGCCGCACGUGCAGCUGCUGCGCAAGCCGGUGCUCACCGCCAUGGGGCUGCUGGCCCUGCUGGACGGGGAGCAGCUCUGGGCCCAGGUGUCGCAGGCUGGAGAGGUGUUGAGCAGCAACCACACAGUGGGCGUUCUGGCCAGCGUCCACCACCCCAAGGACACUGCUGAUGCCUGGCGUGCCACAGUGCUGGUCUACGCGAGUGAUGACAUCCGUGCUCACCCCAACCACAGCGUCCCUGUGUCCCUGGACCUGCACGGAGUGCCCCCCGGGUCGGGCCUCGUCUAUGUGGUGCACUACCUGGACAACCAGCUCUGCAGCCCAGACCAUGUGUGGCAGCGCCUGGGCCGGCCAGUCUUCCCGUCGGCCGCGCAGUUCCGCCUCCUGCGAGCAGCUGAGGACCCCGUGGUUGCGGUGCCGCACCCCUUUCCCAGCGGGGGCCGCCUGGUCCUGCACCGCGAGCUGCCGCUGCCCUCCCUCCUGCUGCUGCACGUGUGCGCACGCCCCUCCAAGCCCCCCGGCAAGGUCAGCCGGCUCCGUGUGCUGCCCCUGACUCACGGGCAGCUGGUUCUGGUCUGGUCGGAUGAGCUCGUGGACUCCAAGUGCCUGUGGACAUAUGAGGUCCAGUUCGCCCAGGAUGGCAAGGUGUAUACGCCCAUCAGCAGGAAGCCGUCGACCUUUAACCUCUUUGUGUUCAGCCCAGACUCUGCUGUGGUCUCUGGCUCCUACCGGGUUCGAGCACUGGACUACUGGGCCCGACCAGGCCCCUUCUCAGACCCCAGGUCCUACCUGGAGGCCCCUGCCCCCCGAGGACCCCGGAGUCCCGGGUUCUCCUGAGCCUGUGCUGGCUGUGAGCCCAGCCGAGAUGGACUAGACUGCCACUGGCCAGUUAGCUGGCCAUCGGAUACUUUUGUGCCCACCUCCAACCCCCAGCCAUUUAAAGUACCUUUCCGUG